Messenger RNA from Paramecium sonneborni, 1698 nucleotides. NCBI's taxonomy places the organism in Eukaryota, Ciliophora, Oligohymenophorea, Peniculida, Parameciidae. The record is from the annotation of a GenBank genome assembly.
AUGAAUCUAAUAUUAAUUUGCAUACUAUUGAUCAAUAUAUCAACAAAAGAAUACAGAUUGAAAAUUUAGAAAGUUUAAACGGAAAGAAAUUCAAAAAAUCAUCUAAUUUAUUCAAAUAUGGAUAAGAAUAAAUAAAAAGCAAGACCUGAUGAUUCUAAAUAAUAUUUAGAUGAUUAUACUUUAACAGUAGCAUAAAUUUUAAUUUUACCAGAUUUCAUUAACUUUGGGUUCAGAAUAAAUAUAAUAGUCAAUUGAUACUACAUCUUAUAUUACUUGGGUAUUUAGCAAAAAUCCAGAAGAUAAAAAAUGCGAUAGAUGUCCCGUUGAUGCUAAAAUUUUCAAGUGUGAGUAAAGUUGCUCUUAUCAAACUAAUAAAGAAGAUGAUAACAAUAUUGCCUUAUCUACUUAGAAUACAUAUGGAGGAAGAGUUAAAAUAAAUGGAUUAUAUGCAAUUUAAGUAAAAUUUUAAGAUAAUAAUAAGGAUUCUCUUCAAAUCAUGGGAUUGACAGUUAAAAAUGUAGGUCUUGGAUUAAUUUAUAAAUAUAAUACUGAAUAUAGUAGUACAUCUAAUAAUGGAGUUGUGGGAUUAGCUUAUGGAUAAAAUUAUGUAAAUUACAAAAAAGAAAAGAAUGCCCAAGUUGGACAGUUUCACUUUGAUUCUGCUUCAGAACCAUAAUAAAGUAUACUCUAACAGUAAAAUUAUAAGUAUUGACAUUAGAAUCCAUAAUUAAUUGCCUAAUAUUCCAUAGUCAACUUUUGCUAUUAAAUUAGAAGAUUCAUUACAAUUACUUAUUUUGGGUGAAAAAUAAGAGUAUUUUGCAUAAUCUAAAUUUGAGAAAUUUCCAAAUAUCGGCAAGUAUGUCUGGGCAUUAAAAACAAAUAAAUUAUAUUUAGGAAAGGAAUCUGUUUUUUAAAGUAUUUAUUUACAUCAUAUUUAGCUGGGGGAACUGCAAUCUUUGAUAGCACUACUAGAUUUAUAUGGGCGGAAAAGACUUUAAUAAAAAAUUUUUAAGAAAAACUAAAAAAGUUACAUCUUGUAAUUAUUUUAUUUAAAUUAGGAUUGUGUUGUAAGCGAGGAUAUCAUCAAUUGUUAAUGCAAUGAUGAACAAUAUGAAAAAUUUAAUGAUAUUUAUUUUACUUUUAAUCUUAGUAAUAAUAAAUUCAGAUUAUCCAAAUCCGAUUAUAUCCAUAGGGAAGGAUAAAAAUGCUAUUUGUUGAUUAGAUAGUUGUAAGAGAGCAAUCCUUUAACUUAAUAAUAAUAAGAAAAACCAAUUCUCAUUAUACCUUUUACGUUUUUCAAGUAAAGAAUUAUAAUAAGUAGAAAUAAUUAUGUUGUAUUUGAUCAAGAUGAAAAUGCAAUAAAUGUUUCUCCAUCAUUUGAAGUUAAAGCUGAUUCAAUAAAUUUAAAUAAUAAUACGCUCAUUAUUACUGUUAUUAUUGGAUUUAUAUUUUUAAUCUUAACAUUAUUUAUUUUAACUAGUGUGAUGCAGUAAUAUAUUUGAUAUUUUUAGAUAUGCAACAUAUGAUAAUUAUACAAAUUAGUCAUAAAAUUAACCUUAAAUUUAUUAAUAAUAAUAUUAAUCACCUGCUUAAUAAUAAUAAUAAAUGAAAUAAUAACCAUAUCUUUUCAGUCCAAAUCAAUUUAAUUAAGUGAGAGUUAAUCCUGUGGCUAAUAUACCAGGAUAAUAUAGAUUUUGA